Messenger RNA from Sinocyclocheilus rhinocerous, 1226 nucleotides. RefSeq names its product transmembrane protein 125-like. The transcript has a single exon. Lineage: Eukaryota; Metazoa; Chordata; Actinopteri; Cypriniformes; Cyprinidae. The coding region runs from base 65 to 733 and encodes 222 amino acids. The record is from RefSeq and is a predicted model, not a curated record.
GAACUGUAACCAGGUGUCCUCUCACAGCUGGGACCUGUCUUGAGCACCAUUAGCAGUGAACAUCAUGUCAGAGCUGGAGGACUAUUCCCCUCCUCGGGGCCACCUUCAUCCUGACCCGGCUCGCAUCCAGCAGAACCUCCUGGAGGAGCAGGUGGAGCUCUGGUGGUUCAGCGAGCCACGCAAAUCCUUAUUAUGCUACUGCGCUUCAGUGGCCUUGAUCUUAGGCUGUGGUCUGGGCGGCGUAGGCCUCCUUUCCACUACCACCAGCCUUUCCAGCGAGUGGCGACUGGGCGCCGGAACUGUUCUUUGCCUUCUCGCUCUGGCCGUCCUUCUCAAGCAGUUGCUGAGUUCUGCUGUCCAGGACAUGAACUGCGUGCGUAGCAGGCGCCGGAUCAACAUGCUAAAAAGCGGUGGUUUAUCUGACGUCCUCAUCAUGUUGAUCACGGGAAUCUCGCUGCUAAUUUGUGGAGCUGUCCUGCUGGAUGUGGCCCUUUCCUACCACAUGCCCAAACCUGGGAAGGCACUGAAUGACAUGUAUAUAUCCGGGGUGGUGAUGCUGGUAGGUGGGAGUUUUACAGCGUUAGCGGUCGGGAUUUACGCAGCAGUAGUUUUCCUCUUAGAGAGGUCAGGACCAGGACAGAGACGAUGGGAGAGGACAGUGGGGAUCUUCAGCAUUUCAGGCCAGAUGCAGGCAAGGAGAGAGACUGCUUCAAGCCUGGCUCGUCUGAUAUAACUGUGACUACAUAAUAAAUAUACCAUUCUUUUACUGAACAGGAACUGAGAUGAAAAACCAGCACCCUCAAUGAUACUUUGCACCCGUUAAACUAAGGCACAAAUCACAUGUGAUAUUUACAAUUACAUUUUGAUUCACAUUUUGGAUCAAGGAUCCUGGCAUUAAACAUUUGAGGGUUUAAGCACAAACAUUCAGCUUUUACAUGUGUCACUCCAAUAAAGUACAGUUAAAAGUACUGAAAAAGCACAAAAAUAAUCUCAAGUUUGACCUUUAAUUGAUUUUAGGUAAAACAUGCUGCUUUAUCUCCAAUGCUUUUGGACAACUACAAUAUGUGCAUGUCCUUGACUGCUUUAUUUAUGUGGGCAACUGUGAGCAUACCAAGUGGUUGUCCAUCAUGGGAUGUCUUUAGCUUUUCAGGAGCUCUGAUGUGUGAGCAAAUUGACUGACUGUGUCAGCUGAAUUCACAUAUGUGUGGAUUUAUACUACAACCUGU